Messenger RNA from Stylonychia lemnae, 1383 nucleotides. The record is from the annotation of a GenBank genome assembly. Lineage: Eukaryota; Ciliophora; Spirotrichea; Sporadotrichida; Oxytrichidae.
AUGGAAGGUAAAGUUAAAAUCAUUGGAACACUUAAUGAUAAAUAUAAACUAAUCAAAUUUCUUGGCCAGGGUACUACUUCAAGAGUUUACUUAGCUUACAAUACUCAAGAUAAUAGUUAGGUUGCUAUCAAGAUAUUUAAGCCUGAAUUCUUAAACUCAGGAGAGGCUGCUAGAUAGAUAUUUAUUGACGAGCUCUCAGCAUUACUCAAACUAAAGCAUCCCAAUAUUGUGGAAAUGUACGAUUAUGGCAUUGAUGGAAGUAUUAUUGGAGAUACAGUUCAAAUGUCUGGCAUUUGGUUCAUUGUUCUUGAGUAUAUUUCUGAGAGAACUAUGGUUGACCUUAUUAAAUAAUAAGGCUGUAUGAAAGAAGAGGUAGCUUGCUUUUAUUUUACUUAAAUGGUUGACGUUCUCACUUAUAUAAAAUCACAAGGAAUAGCACAUAGAGAUAUCAAACUAGAAAACAUGCUUGUCAAUAAUAAUUAUCAGUUGAAAUUUGCUGAUUUCGGCUUCGCUUCAUUUUCGUAAGAAAAAUUAACCGACUAGAAAGGAACUCCCAUUUAUAUCGCUCCCGAAAUAUUAGAAAACAGAUUAUAUGAUGGAGAAAAAGUAGAUGUUUUUUCAUCAGGAGUUUGCUUAUUUGCAAUGAUUUCUGGUCGAUAUCCGAUAACAGAAUGGGCUCUUCCAUCUGAUAAAUUAUAUAGCCUUAUUAUCUAGAAAAAAUUUGAAGAGUACUGGAAUAUAUUUGAUCAAAAUGGAUGUUACUUUUCUGAUGCUUGCAAGGAACUUAUUCAAGGUAUGCUAACAUAUGAUGAUUGCGAAAGAUUAAAUCUAGAUGAGAUUGCAGAACAUGAAUGGUUUAGCAUUUAUAGCACUAAGGGUUAGGAUGAGAUAAAAGAUGACUAUAAGAAAGUCCCUAAAGACAAUAUAGUCAGAAGAGGUUUGCUUAAUUCGGGUGAAAAAGGAGGAACUGACCCCUUUACAGGCAUAACUGAUGGAUUUAUUGUUGAGCAAGAAGAGCUGUGCGCUUACUAUAAUGAUGGAACAGAGUUACAAAUCAUGGAUGGCAUUACUUUGUAAGACAUUGUGUAAGAAUUGGAAAAUCUAUGCCAAGAGAGAAAGAAGAAAGGAAAGAGCUGUUCAUUAGAUUUCAAUUAUUCUGAGGAAGUUUAAAGUUAAGAACUAGAUCAAAAGAGAAAAUCAUUAAGACUUAAAAUUAAAGACAAUCUGGAAAUUGAGGUAAAAUUCAUAAACUACUUGCAAGAAGGAGAGCUUAGUCCCAUUUUUAUUAAAUUCAGUCUAAUUAAGGGCUACAAGCUUGUAAUGUACGAUUGGAUUGAGAAGAUAAAGCAAAUUCUAGACGAAAAAGAGCUUAUUGAAUGUUGA